Molecule: messenger RNA, 510 nt
Organism: Radiomyces spectabilis
Lineage: Eukaryota; Fungi; Mucoromycota; Mucoromycetes; Mucorales; Radiomycetaceae
Exons: 4
Coding region: 1-510 (169 amino acids)
Biological process (GO): maturation of 5.8S rRNA
Source: RefSeq, a predicted model, not a curated record
AUGGGAGAUACAACGGGCCGUAAGCCGACGUUUAGUCGUCUUAUGGGUAUGAAGUUCAUGCAAAGAGGCAUGGAGAAAGAAAAGCAAGAACAAAUUGAGAAAGAGCGAAAAAGAAUCAUUUCUGAAGCGGAAUGGGUGCUGGAGUACGAAUCGGACGCACCCCAAAAAGCAUCAUUUCAGGUAGAAUAUCAACCGAGUUACCUUGCAUUUUCCGAUACUGCAAAUAUAGGAAGAAAGUCAUUUCAACAAUUUAACAAAAGCAUCGAGGCUACAGCAGAAGAUGUCGAGAAAGCGCAACAAUUGGAACGUGAGGAGGAAAAGGAGAAGGCUUCAGCUGUGGAUGAUAAAGAGAUGCUUGAUCGUAUGAGCACCAUUCGCGAAAUGUCGGAAGGGAAACGAAAAAACAAGUUUGCAGAAGAUGGCGCCAAGAAGAAAAAGAAGAAGAAGAAGCAGCAGGAGCCAUCCGAUUUACCGGCACCUACGGCGAGUGGUUUUAUCAAACCCGAAUAA